AUGCCCUUUGGGUUAAGGAAUGCAAGAGGAACAUACAAGAGGUUGGUAACGAUUAUGCUCAAGAAGUUGCUCAGCAAGACUAUGGAGGUAUACAUAGGCGACAUGGUGGUCAAAAGCAAAGAGAAGCAGAAUCACAUUGCCGAUUUAAAGGAAACAUUCGAAAUCUUAAGAAAGUACAGACUGAAACUCAACGCCUUGAAGUGUGCGUUCGGAGUUAGUUCAGGGAAAUUCUUGGGCCAUCUUGUGACUAUAAGGGGGAUAAAGGCAAAUCCCGAUCAAAUAAUGGCCUUGCAAAGGCUACAAAGUCCCAGGAUGACGAAGGAGGUCCAAAGACUAACUGGGAUGGUCGCGGCCCUCAACAGAUUCAUUAGCUGGUCAAGUAACAAGUGUAGACUCUUCUUUCAGUUAUUGAAUAAGAGGGAGGGAUACGAAUGGGGAACAGAAUGUGAACAAGCCUUCCAAGACUUGAAGAAGUACUUGGUAGCGGCCCCACUUCUAUUGAAUCCGGACCCAGUUAUUGCUGCGAAAAGAAGAUUUCUCGGGAUGAAUCUCGACUUGGUCGAUGGAGCUAAGUUACUCGUGGUGAACCAAUUGUCCGGGGAGUAUAAAGCCCAGAAUGAAAAGAUGGCAGCAUACGUGGAAGCCGCCAAGGACUUACUCGAUACUUUCAAGAAAGUUUAUCUUGAGCAGAUAAGCUCAAGGCAGAAUGCCCAUGCAGACUCAUUGGCUUGGCUAGCUGCAGCUGUACCAACCAAACUCAAAAGAAGAGUGGCAGUGGAUUACCUUACUGAGCCUAGUAUCGGAAGAAGUAUAGAGUUGGUCUUGGACAUGAACCAAGGACCAAGUUGGAUGGAUCCAAUUGUGGACUUCUUACGAGAUUGGACACUUCCCUCUGACAAAAAAGAGGCUCACAAGAUAAAAACAAAAUCCACACGGUUUUGGCUAUCCCCUGAAGGGAAGUUGUACAGAAAGUCCUUCACAAGUCCCUACUUACUUUGUGUGCACCUCGAGAUGUGGGGGAUGGACAUUGUGGGUCCACUACACAAGGCAACUAGAAAUCAAAAAUUCCUGUUGGUAGCAAUAGAUUAUUUCACGAAGUGGAUUGCAGCAGAGCCUUUGGCCAAAAUUACAGAACCUAUGAUAGAAAAGUUCGUCUGGAAGAGUAUGAUCACGAGGUUUGGGGUCCCUUAUUCGUUGAUUAUGGAUAAUGGGGCACAAUUCCAAAAGAAAUUCAAAGCUUUUUGUUCUCAGUACGGGAUAAGAAACUAUUAUUCCACCCUAGCUUACCCUCAGAGUAAUGGGCAGGCAGAGGCAUCUAACAAAACCAUCCUUGAUGGGAUCAAGAAGAUGUUAGAUAAGGCAGAGGGGAAGUGGCCCGAUGAACUAUCACUGGUCCUAUGGGCACACCGAACAACGCCUAGAAGGUCUACGGCAGAGACCCCCUAUUCGUUCGCAUGUGGGACGAAGGCCGUUAUACCAUUAGAGGUUGGUUUGCCUACUAACAUGACCGCUUUGGUUGAAAGUGCGGGCAAUGACAGGGCCCUAGAGAUUGAGUUGGAUCUUGCUGAGGAACGAAGAGAGCAGGCUCUGGUGCAUUUGGCCUCUUAUCAGGAGCAGCUCAUGAAGAGUUAUAAAAAGCAUGUGCACCCGCGAAAGUUUCGUAUUGGGGAUCUGGAACUACGAAAGGUGCUCGGUAACACCAAGGUGCAGAAUGAGGGCAAGUUGGGGGCCAAUUGGAAAGGCCCAUAUCGAGUAACUGUGCCCCAAUAA
Molecule: messenger RNA, 1770 nt
Organism: Rhododendron vialii
Lineage: Eukaryota; Viridiplantae; Streptophyta; Magnoliopsida; Ericales; Ericaceae
Exons: 4
Coding region: 1-1770 (589 amino acids)
Biological process (GO): DNA integration
Molecular function (GO): nucleic acid binding
Source: RefSeq, a predicted model, not a curated record